This is a messenger RNA of Penicillium olsonii, 768 nucleotides long. The record is from the annotation of a GenBank genome assembly. NCBI's taxonomy places the organism in Eukaryota, Fungi, Ascomycota, Eurotiomycetes, Eurotiales, Aspergillaceae.
AUGCUAGCAGCGAAAACAACGUCAGACGAAAACACAACACCAUUUCCGCCUGAUCCCAACUCAUCGCUAUCAACAAUCAACACUGUAGCGCGCGAGAUCCGCGAAGCAGGCGGCCAGGCCGGCACUGUAGCCGUGGACGUUCGAGACGCAGCACAGAUCCAGCAUGCCGUAGAAGAGACGAUCCGGGUUUUCGGCAAGCUAGAUGUGCUGAUCUACAACUCAGGUGCGAUCUGGUGGUCUUCCGUCGAAGAUACGCCGCUCAAGCGGUUCAAACUCAUGCAGCAGGUCAACCCGGAGGGUCUUUAUGCGACUGUUCAGGCUGUGUUGCCUGUCUUCGCAAAGAACGGGUGGAAGGGGAGGAUCAUAGUUGUCUCUCCGCCGAUUUAUUCGCGCUUCUUUAGGGGAAAGACGGCUUAUGCUAUGGGCAAGGUUGGCAUGAGUGUCUUGGUGAAAGGUCUCGCCAUGGACUUUGUGCGUCAAGGCCGGAAUGAAAUGGCGGUGACGAGCAUUUGGCCGGCAUCGGCAAUCUUCUCGGAUGCCAUUCUGGCUAUGCUUAGAGCUCCCCCUCAUGAAGUGAAUGGGCUGCUGGAUACGGACGAGGAUUUCCUUCGGGAGAAGUGCGGCGUCUCUGAUUUUUCCAAGUAUUCUGUUAUUCCAGGGUCCACGCCCCGCCGGAUCAUGCCGAGUCAGUUCCCGGUACUUGAGGUUGCAGAGCAGGAUGACGAGGGGCAGCGCAUGGAUAGCACGAAAUUGCGGGCUAAGAUCUAG